This is a messenger RNA of Daphnia pulicaria, 2070 nucleotides long. RefSeq lists its product as uncharacterized. The transcript has 7 exons. NCBI's taxonomy places the organism in Eukaryota, Metazoa, Arthropoda, Branchiopoda, Diplostraca, Daphniidae. The coding region runs from base 539 to 1111 and encodes 190 amino acids. The record is from RefSeq and is a predicted model, not a curated record.
GGAUUUAUCCCUAUGAUGUUCUUCAAGACCUAUUGAAAUCUGUCUGCUCUUUGUGCAACAGCAGAUCGAACAGCACAAAAUCACAAUAUCACAUGUCACACAAUCUGCUUCAUGGUUUUCCCCUUUUCGGUCUAGAUUUUUUGAAAAUUGAAUCAAAUGAGUAGUGGCAAAGCGAAGAGUGUACGACCUUCUCGCAAGAUUUGAAAAUGAUGAUUUUAAACUUACUGACUUCAAUCCAGAAGCAGUAGAAAUAUAACAGGAACCAAUGCACAUACCAUCACAAUUGUUUUCCUCGCUACAACAUAAUUGUGAACAACAGUGCAUUUAUGACAUGAGCUUUAAAAUCUUGAGAUACUUGAUUGAAAAUCAGCAAGUUGGAAAACAAUUUUUGUGGAAAAUAUUUGUAAAUUUUCUACAGAAAGAUUGUGCUUUUUUCUUGCCCUUGUUGUCGGAAUGUUAAAAAGUAUUCCUCAAGCCGCUAAAAGUUCAUCACAGUGAGUUGCUUCUAUUUCACACAGUUCUACUUUUAAGCAAGGAAAUGUAUGAUAAAGCUUACCAAGAAGCUUGCAAUUUUACUGCCAGGGAAUUAUCAAUUGAAACCAGUUAUUGUGAAACUGCUAAAGCUGCUUCAUCAGCUAUACUUAUGGGAUACAAGACCAUUUUGGACUACCAGAAUAUGGAUACUGGUGAUGAUGAGAUGCUCCAUGUUAUUAAGGAGUCAUUCCAACUGCUGUUUUCAAAGAAAACCUUUGAGCCUUUGUUUGCUGAACCCUACACUUACAUUUUGAUGAAGUUGAAAUUACAAGAAGAAGCUGAAGCAUUUCUUGAGAAGUAUGUUGAAAAAGAGUUUAAAGGAAAUUUUGGAGUCUCUGGUGCCCUUCAUCCCUUGAAUAUAAUCAAGUUGCAUAUUCCAAAAGCCAGUCCAAAUCUUACCAUCUCCUUCCUUGAAAUGAUUGCAAAGAGAGAUUUUGGAAAUUCAAAGGUAUUAGACCUAUGUAAACACUACUUGCAUACUCUUAAUUCUGCGACUUGCAGUAUCUCUGACAAUGAAUCCGAUUGCGGUUCGGAUGCAGGCCCCAUUUCAUUCGCCCCUGAACCCAACGGUGUGUGAACAAAUGUCUAGAGUUGAUUAUGUGCUUUCUAGACAUUUACGUAAAACACUUACCUUCUGCUGUCAUCAAAAAAGAAUGGAGUAUUAUGACCGAAAUCCUGAAAAGGAUUUGCUUGCAAGGUCGGCUAAAACAACUUUUUUUUUUAUGUCCAUGUUAUACGAACUGAUGAUACACACUGAUACUACACCACCAAGGCAGAGGAGUACUACACCACCAAGGCAGCGGAGUACUACACCACAAAGGCAGCGGAGUACUACACCACCAAGGCAGCGGAGUACUACACCACCAAGUAUGCUGCCCAAGCCCAUUAGACCGAGGCUCUAAGAACUACUCCGUUCCCAGCUACUACAUCGAGGCUCCAGUUUAUUACACCACCACGUGGUCAAAUACUACACUGAAGCGCCCAAGUACUACUCUGCCCCGAAUUACUACACAGCGGCUGUUCCUUCGUUCUUCGUGGGACCGAAGUACUACACUGAGUCUCCAGUUUACUACACUACAACUUACGCUGCACCUAGCUACACCUAGCCAAUACACCAAGGCCCCCAAGUAAUACAUCGACGAGGCCGCAAGUUGAACUACAACCCACGUUGCCCUCAGCUACCAUACCGAGGCUCGCUCCCAAACCGACGCUUCCAAGUACUACACAACCAAGGCACCCGAGCUACUACUUAGGCUGCUCCGACCUACUGCACCGAAGCUGCGAAGUAUUCCACUGCCCCGAGUUACUACACCACCAAGGCACCUGAAUGUUACAUCACAACCUUCGCUUCUCCAGUUUACUACAGGGAGGCUCUUAAAUACCAGAGCCGAAAUGUCUGAUUUAUUUAUUUGUGUUUGUCGGUCAUAUCUUAAUAGUUACUAUAGUAACUGGGAAUAGUUGUUGAUCUUAAAUGAGAAAAUAAAUGUUUUAAUGGUAACCAUCUUCUGCGACAUCUCCUAAAACACCUUCAAGCCU